Molecule: messenger RNA, 294 nt
Organism: Plasmodium gallinaceum
Lineage: Eukaryota; Apicomplexa; Aconoidasida; Haemosporida; Plasmodiidae
Product: DNA-directed RNA polymerase I/III subunit, putative
Exons: 3
Coding region: 1-294 (97 amino acids)
Biological process (GO): DNA-templated transcription
Cellular component (GO): RNA polymerase III complex; RNA polymerase I complex
Molecular function (GO): DNA binding; DNA-directed RNA polymerase activity; protein dimerization activity
Source: RefSeq, a predicted model, not a curated record
AUGGAAGAAAAAAAAAAUUUUGAAAAUCUGAAAACUUUGACACACGCAACAUUUUGUUUUGAAAGUGAAGAUCAUACCUUAGGAAAUUGUUUACGUUGUAUUUUACUUCAAAAAGAAGGUGUAGAAUUUGCUGGAUACACAGUACCUCAUCCAACACAAGCAGAGAUUAAUGUUAGAAUUCAAACAACAGGGAAACCGGCUUUAAAUAUUUUAAAAGAAUCAUUGGAUGAUCUCUCCAAUAUAUGUGAUAUUAUGUUGAACAAGUUUAAUGAUGUAUUAAAAUAUUCGUAUUAA